UCAAAACUAAAGCUAACAAAUUAUUUAGGUUGAUUUGGCUGGGUCGUAUCUUUUUUCUAACUUUUAUUUCCAUCACCUCUUUAACAUCUAACUUUUUUCUUUGUCGAAAAAGCUGUUCCUUUUGUUCAUCUUGUCAAUUGAUGAACCUGCAGCUGUCAGUUUAAUGGAAAUUAUAGGAAAAACUGGGUUACUGUUUGGUCUGGCUUUUCUUUGGUUAUGGGCUUUUUCAUGUGAGGCUUCAACAAGCAAAGAUCUUACUGCUGAAGUUCAAGUUUUGAUGGGGAUCAAAGCUGGUUUGAAGGAUCCUCAUUCUGUACUGAGUUGGGAUGAAAAUGCUGUGGAUGCAUGUACUUGGAAUUUCAUCACUUGCUCUCCUGAUAAACUGGUCAUUGGCAUAGGAGCUCCAAGCCAAAACUUUUCUGGUACACUCUCACCAAGUAUUGCAAAUUUGACAAACCUUCAAUUUUUGCUUCUUCAGAAUAACAAUAUUUCAGGAAAUAUCCCCAAAGAGAUUACCAAAAUAACAAAACUUCACACCCUCGAUCUUUCAAACAACUCGUUCUCUGGUGAAAUUCCCAGCACUUUCUCCAAUAUGAAAAGCCUUCAAUACCUGCGACUCAACAAUAACACUUUAUCAGGGCCAAUCCCAACGUCACUGGCUAACAUGACCCAGCUUACCCUGCUGGACUUAUCCUAUAAUAACUUGAGCAGUCCUGUGCCCAGAUUGCUGGCUAAGACAUUUAACUUUACUGGAAACUAUUUGAUUUGUUCCCCUGGAACUAAGGAAGUAUGCUAUGGAACAACUCCGUUGCCACUUUCUUUUGCUGUUCCUAAUUCCACGUAUUUUCAACCUCCUAGGAGACACAGUGGCCAGAGAAUUGCUUUAGUUAUUGGUCUCAGCUUGAGCUGCAUCUGUCUGUUCACUCUUGCAUAUGGUUUCUUUAGCUGGCGGAAGCAUAGGCACAAUCAACAAAUAUUCUUUGAAGCUAAUGAUUGGCAUCGGGAUGAUCAUAGCCUAGGGAACAUAAAGAGGUUUCAGUUCAGAGAACUUCAGAAUGCUACUCACAAUUUCAGCAGUAAAAACUUGGUUGGGAAAGGUGGUUUUGGAAAUGUAUACAAAGGAUAUCUACAAGAUGGCACCAUCGUAGCUGUAAAGAGACUCAAAGAUGGAAAUGCUAUGAGAGGAGAGAUCCAGUUUCAGACUGAAGUUGAAAUGAUAAGCUUGGCAGUGCAUAGGAACCUUCUCAGGUUAUAUGGUUUCUGUAUGACAGAAACCGAAAGGCUUUUGGUCUAUCCCUACAUGUCCAAUGGCAGUGUUGCAACCCGUCUUAAAGCAAAACCAGCUCUGGAUUGGGGUACAAGGAAGAGAAUUGCCUUGGGAGCUGCCAGGGGAUUGUUAUACCUACAUGAACAGUGUGAUCCAAAAAUAAUUCAUAGGGAUGUGAAAGCUGCAAAUAUACUUCUUGAUGAUUUCUGUGAGGCAGUGGUGGGUGAUUUUGGGCUGGCAAAGCUGUUAGAUCACAGAGAUUCACAUGUCACUACUGCAGUUAGGGGAACCGUUGGGCACAUUGCACCAGAGUAUCUAUCAACAGGCCAAUCCUCAGAGAAAACAGAUGUUUUCGGGUUCGGAAUUCUACUUCUUGAGCUCAUAUCAGGUCAAAGAGCUCUCGAGUUUGGUAAAGCAGCAAACCAAAAGGGUGCAAUACUGGACUGGGUAAAGAAGAUACACCAAGAAAAGAAGCUUGAAAUGCUUGUUGACAAAGACUUGAGAAGUAAUUACGACCGAAUCGAACUUGAAGAAAUUGUUCGAGUUGCUCUCUUGUGCAUUCAAUAUCUCCCAAGCCAUAGGCCUAAGAUGUCUGAAGUGGUCAGGAUGCUUGAAGGAGAUGGACUUGCUGAGAAAUGGGAAGCUUCCCAAAGAGCAGAAGCAAGCAGGAGCAGAGCCAAUGAGUUCUCCUCUUCAGAACGUUACUCUGAUCUUACCGAUGACUCUUCAUUGUUUGUCCAAGCGAUACAGCUCUCAGGACCAAGAUAAAAAAAACUUGCUAAGCACCAGAAAAAAGCAACAUUGAACUGGCCAAUGACUGGGAGCAGUACGCUGGGGAACAUUCUAAAAAACUAAGCAAACUCUGAACAACAUAAUAUUGGAGUUUUAAAAGAUAAUGGCUAACAUUGUAAUCACUUAUCAUUUCUUGAAGACCACUUCCUUGUGUUCUUGAAGAAUGAUGUUUUAGGCAAUUUUCCUAUUUAUGGCUGCAUUCUAUGUAUUGAGCUUGUAAAUGUAAUUUGUAUGGGUCCUUUUCUAGCUAUGCUUUUCUUACGUCUCGCUUAAGAUGGCCAGUUGAUCAAGCCACACAACUUGUAAAAUAACAACGAUCUAUAAUAACUUUGUGGUAUUAUACUUGCAAAUCUCAAAUUAAAAUUAAUAUAUAUAUACAAGGGA
Cucumis sativus (cucumber) is the source of this 2443-nucleotide messenger RNA. RefSeq names its product protein NSP-INTERACTING KINASE 2. The record is from RefSeq and is a predicted model, not a curated record. Gene Ontology annotation, biological process: protein phosphorylation. The transcript has 12 exons. Gene Ontology annotation, molecular function: protein binding; ATP binding; protein kinase activity. Bases 164 to 2035 code for a protein of 623 amino acids. NCBI's taxonomy places the organism in Eukaryota, Viridiplantae, Streptophyta, Magnoliopsida, Cucurbitales, Cucurbitaceae.